CCUUCGCUCUCAACGACCUCACCGACCACCAUGCAGUCCCUCGUCGCGGCUCGUUCCAGUGUUCUCAAGCAGUCUCUCCGCGGGUUUGCGUCCUCCGCAGCGCGCGCACAGGCUGCACCGCUCCAGAAGCCUGUCUUGAACAAGGAGUUCAAGAUCUAUCGCUGGAACCCCGAUGAGCCGUCGCAGAAGCCGACAUUGCAGACGUACACCAUCGACCUGAACCAGUGCGGGCCUAUGGUGCUGGAUGCGCUCAUCAAGAUUAAGAACGAGAUUGAUCCUACGCUCACCUUCCGUCGGUCAUGCCGCGAGGGUAUCUGCGGGUCGUGCGCCAUGAACAUCAACGGCCAGAACACGCUGGCGUGCCUCUGCAGGAUCGACAGGAACACCGGCAAGGACACCAAGAUCUACCCCCUCCCCCACAUGUACAUCGUCAAGGACCUUGUCCCCGACCUCACUCAAUUCUACAAGCAGUACAAGUCGAUCGAGCCCUACCUCCAGAACGACAACCCACCAGCGGACCGGGAGUUCUUGCAGUCGCAAGAAGACAGGAGGAAGCUUGACGGCAUGUACGAGUGCAUCUUGUGUGCGUGCUGCUCGACCUCCUGUCCCAGCUACUGGUGGAACCAGGAUGAAUACCUUGGUCCGGCGACCCUCAUGGCUGCUUACCGUUGGAUGGCGGAUUCCCGGGACACCUACAAGGCGCACCGUAAGGAGAAAAUGCAGAACGAGCUCAGUCUCUACCGUUGCCACACGAUCUUCAAUUGCGCGCGCACGUGUCCCAAGGGCCUGAACCCCGCCGCUGCCAUCGCGAAGAUGAAGCUCGAGCUCGCUGCCGAGUAAGCACCUCAACAGGCGAUGUGGGGUAUAGCAUGUGCGACGGCUGCACGUUCGUUGCAGAACAUAUCCACAAGGUCGUAUCGCUAGCCUCUCGUUGUGUGUUGUAAUUCUUUACAGUAUUCUGGAUCGUUCUCCAAAUGCCGCGCUUGUGCUGCCUGACGGGAACGGGAACGGAGGAGCGUCACGGAAUAGUGUGCGUAAUGCGCGUCAAAGGAUCCGAAUAUUACUGUCAACAACAGAUAUACGGAGGUCUCGUCCCCUCCACGGUUCUCAUGCUGUCUUGUUCUGUGCCGUUACAGCUGAUCCGCCGUAGCUUCUUAGGCCAAAGUGUCGCUAGUCCAUGUGGCCUAUGUCGUUGUCCGUCUGGCAAGCAAAGCGUCUCGACAUGGCGUAACCGUAACAAGUGUCAUAGCCUGAUUCCGGUGGGUGCGACAGUCGUAGUACCUGAGUUGUUCUGCGUUCUCAUCGGGCUGGAGUUGUAAUUCGCGUUGCGACUUCAGCCUUCUCCCGUCAUCAGUGGGCAUGUGGGAAUACGGAAGCUAUGCGUCUUCAUCAUUCAGUGAGUUCUCAUAAUCUGGAGACAUCUGCGUACGUGGAUUGGUCAUGGAUACGGACCCAGGUUCGGGUUCUAGCGCAUUCAGUGUUGAAGGGACGCAUUUAGUUGCUAUCGAGUCGCUAUCGCCCUUCGUAGGAGGAUGUUCCGCGUCAUCUUCCCACCUACUGUCGGGCCAACAGUUCACCCUGCGACUCUAUUCAGUCAAGGCUACUUGCCUCGAGGAUCAGCAAAAGAGAAGUCCUCCUUAGCCAAGGCCCAAAAGCUAUCGAAAGACCUGGUCCGCGUGGGUGACGGACUACUCUCGGGUCAAGCGAGGGUGAAUUAAGGCGCACUGGUGCAUCCCCCCUAUUUUCAAUCGCGUGGUUGAGCAGAGCCAUCUCGUGACUUGGCGCGAUUCAUGACCAGUCAAACGUGACCUGCAGAAGGCCCUGAACGUUUGAGGUGCUGCAUCGCUGUUGUCAGAUGGGCAGACCACGGGGCCCAAGAACGCGCCCCGCCAUGUCUGGCCUUCCGGAUCCUCCCUUCGAUAUCAGGGUUGCGCCCUUCUGCCAUCCUAGAAAUGCCAUAGGGAUGUUCGAUAACCGCCGGAAGUGCCACUUCCUGACUGGAGCGUUCCCACAAGAGACGUGUGAAGACGGAGGAAGGUAGCCACGUUUCGUCAGCUCAUCCUCCCGAAAUAUCUACUCGUCGACCACCUUUACAGACCUCUCUCGAGGAUUCAGACGUCUGGGUCAACUGUCAGGCCAAGGGUGAUGUGGAGAAUGCGGUCAUAGGCAACGUACCAGGCUUCAGCCGGACUCGCCCGCGGUGGUGCAUCACAAGGUUAUUUUGGCGCAGCAGACGCGAGAGAUCGUCCAUCGGGAUGCCGAAUCUUCGGUCACGGAUUCGCUGCGAUUCUUACUCAACGCGGCCGCCAAAGCCUUCACAUAGAGCGUGGGGUUAGAUCCCGGGCCCUGCUGACAUCGGGUUCUCCACUCCAUAGGGACGCGUCUGUUGGAGUCUCACAAUGGACCGAGACUUUCCGCGGGCCUCCCCAGCCUACAAAUAGGAUGCGACCCGUUUGUGGAGAAUCUCUACGAGCUGUUCCCAGCCCUCAUCCUCCCACAUCCCAACCAUCCACUUUGACCCCAAACCGCAAUGCCAUCUGCGCAAGUGUUCAACAACAAGGACGGUGCCCUCUACACGACGUCGACGGGUGCGCCCGUCGCGCGGCCGUACGCUGCUGAGCGCAUCGGCAAGAUCGGUCCUCUGUUGCUGCAAGACUUCCACCACAUCGAUCUCCUCGCCCACUUCGAUCGCGAGCGUAUCCCUGAGCGUGUUGUCCACGCCAAGGGUGCCGGUGCCCAUGGUGUCUUCGAGGUCACGCACGACAUCACGGACUUGACGUCUGCCGCGCUCUUCAGCAGCGUCGGCAAGAAGGCGCCGCUCACCAUACGUUUCUCGACCGUCGGUGGCGAGUCGGGCUCUGCGGACACCGCGCGUGAUCCCCGUGGUUUCGCGAUCAAAAUCAAGACGGAGGAGGGCAACCUCGACUGGGUGUUCAACAACACCCCCGUCUUCUUCAUCCGUGAUCCGGCCAAGUUCCCGCACUUCAUCCACACCCAGAAGCGUGACCCGCAGACGCACCUCAAGGAUGCUGACAUGUUCUGGGACUAUCUCUCUCAAAACCCGGAGUCGAUCCACCAGGUCAUGAUCCUGUUCUCCGACCGUGGGACGCCCGUUGGCUACCACAACAUGCACGGUUACUCAGGCCACACCCUCAAGUUCGUCAACGCCGAGGGCAAGUUCCACUACGUCCAAGUCCACGUCCGCAAGGACGGUGGUUUCAAGACGUUUGACAACGAGACAGCCGGAAAGCUCGCGGGGGAGAACCCCGACUUUGGUAUCCAGGCGUUGUUCGAGGACAUCGAGGCGGGCAAGUUCCCGACGUGGACCGUCUACGUCCAAACCAUGACCCCCGAACAGGCUGAGAAGUUCCGCUACAACAUCCUGGACUUGACCAAGGUUUGGCCACACUCGGAGUUCCCACUCCGCCCCAUUGGCAAGAUCACGCUCAACAAGGCUCCCGACAACUACUUCGCCGAAAUCGAGCAGGCCGCGUUCUCGCCAUCGCACCUCGUGCCUGGCAUCGAGCCCUCUGCCGACCCCGUCCUCCAGUCGCGUCUCUUCUCUUACCCCGACACUCACCGUCACCGUCUUGGUGUCAACUACAGCCAGCUCCCCGUCAACGCGCCCGUCGCACCAGUUGCGAACUUCCAGCGCGACGGUUUCAUGGCGUUCAACAACCAGGGCCCCCGCCCUAACUACCAGAGCUCCAUCGCGCCGCUCAACUACAAGGCGAAGCCCUACGAGAACGUCGAACACGAGGUCUUCCUUGGCACUGCCCAGGCCGACCUUAGCGAGAUCACUGAGCUCGACUUCGAGCAGCCCCGCGCGCUUUGGCAGAAGGUCUUCAGCGACACCGACAGGGAGCACUUCGUGCACAACGUCGCCGUCCACCUCGUAAACGCGAAGAGUGCCGAGGUCAAGGCCAGGCAACUGUCCGUGUUCGCUGCCGUCGACCAGGAGAUCGCGGACCGCAUCGCAAAGGCGAUCGGCGUGCCGACCGUCAAGCCCCUCCAGGUGAAGACCGCGAGCGAGGCCGUUCGCUUCAAGUUCCGCGCUGUCUGAGCUUGGGCUGAAUCUGGCUAGCAUGUGAAGGGGUCGUUUGGUGAAUGGACCAUGUUUUGUACGAGCGUCACGAUCAAAUGUACAGAGUAAACUGCAACACGUUGUAUUCUAGCUGGAAAAUUCCACGUUGGCUUCAUGCACUUUAUGUUUCC
This is a messenger RNA of Dichomitus squalens LYAD-421 SS1, 4215 nucleotides long. RefSeq names its product catalase. Gene Ontology annotation, biological process: response to hydrogen peroxide; hydrogen peroxide catabolic process. Lineage: Eukaryota; Fungi; Basidiomycota; Agaricomycetes; Polyporales; Polyporaceae. The transcript is spliced from 16 exons. Bases 2531 to 4063 code for a protein of 510 amino acids. Gene Ontology annotation, cellular component: mitochondrion; cytoplasm; peroxisome. Gene Ontology annotation, molecular function: catalase activity; heme binding. The record is from RefSeq and is a predicted model, not a curated record.